Messenger RNA from Drosophila eugracilis, 114 nucleotides. RefSeq lists its product as uncharacterized. The record is from RefSeq and is a predicted model, not a curated record. NCBI's taxonomy places the organism in Eukaryota, Metazoa, Arthropoda, Insecta, Diptera, Drosophilidae. The transcript has a single exon. Bases 1 to 114 code for a protein of 37 amino acids.
AUGCAGACAGAUGAGCCGGCAGCAACCAUCACCCACAACAGCAACAAUGCGAUGAUGGCAAACUGUUAUUAUGCAAACAAAUUACAUGGCGGAUAUAUCACUGAGGGAAAAUAA